UGUCUGUUUAUUGCUUAUAAAUAAUAAUUAAGAAAAACAAUGGGAGUUCUUGGACUUUGGAAACUUGUAGAUGCUACAGGAAAGCCAGUUCCUUUAGAAACUCUCGAAGGAAAAGUUCUAGCAAUAGAUAUUUCCAUUUGGAUACAUCAGGUAAUUCAAGGGUAUCAGGAUCGCAGAGGAAAUGCCUUGCCAAACGCCCACCUUAUUGGUUUAUUUAACAGGAUUUGUAAAUUGAUGUACUUUAAGAUCAAGCCUGUUUUUGUUUUUGAUGGUGGUGUACCUUUGCUUAAAAAAAAUACCAUUGCUACACGCAGGAAGUUAAAAUCUAUUGCAUCUAGUAAAGCACAAAAGUUAAAGAACGAUUUGAUAAACAACCUGAUAAAACAUACAGCAGUGAAAGGAGCUCUUGAAAAAGGAAAUGACAACGAAGAAAGCAGUACUGCUAUACAACAAUUGAAGGAUACAAAAGCUAGCAGUGUCACAUCUGCUAUCAAUGACAUGUACAAACUACCUGAGAUCCCCAGUGGGAGUCAAUUAGAUCCUGAUGAUUACAUAAACAGUGAGGAUGAGGAUGAAUUGCAUCUCAGUCCACGUAAGCAGUCUAAGUGGAUGGGAAAUAUUCACAGUGUUGAUGUGGAUAACGAGGAAUUCAAAAAUUUACCGGCUGAUGUCAGGUAUGAUAUUUUAACGGAUCUGAAAGAUACCAGAAAGCAAAACUCUUGGGGUCGUCUACACGAGUUACCGAAAGGCUCUAAUAACUACUCUGGCUUUCAAGUAAAACGUUUAUUGAAAAGAAGGUACGUUCAAGAAUCUCUUGAAGAAGCUGAAAAAGAAAUGGGAGGAAAAUCUUUAACUUUGGAAGAAUUAAAUAAACUCUUGACUGAUCAAGGCAUCAAUACAACCUUGCAACAAGAUAAAGCUUUUCGUAUUGCUUCCGACAGCACAACUAGAGUUAUUUAUGUAAAAGAUUCGCAAAGUACACAAAAUACUAGUGAUUCAGAAAGUUCAAAACCAAGCAAGUCAAAAGAACCAGAUUCCAGCUCAAAAGACGCUACAUCCGACUCCUUAUCUGUGAAUUCUGAAAUUUCAGCAUCAGUAAUCAACGAUAUUAAUGCAUACGAUCUAGAUGAAGAAUGGAAUUCAGAUGAAGGUUUCGAAACAACGCACAAUGAGUCCCCGCAGUUAACGAAGAACAAUAUCCCAAAGUCGGUGAUGAACCCGGCUUUGGCUUAUAUGUUAGAAAAUAGCGGAUUUACGCGUGACCAAAUAGUAAAAAUAGUAGAACAGCGUAAACAAAAUCAAGCAAACUCGGAUACAGCAAGCUCGACCGCUUCAUCUAAAAAGGAAAGAAAGAAAAAGAAAUCGCUUCGUUUGUCUGUAACCAAAAAGAGAAAAUUAUCGUUUGAUGUACAGUUAUCGAAAAAAAAACAAGAAACUGCGGAAGAACCGACAGCUGUUAUCGUGGAGUCAUCCUCGGAAUCUGAAGAUUUUGAAGAAGUUACAGAAAAAAUUACUUCUAAAGGAAAAUCGGUUGAAAAUGAAGUUUACGACCGAACCAUUACAAAAGAGUCUUCGGAUGACGAAUCUGACGAUUUCAUUGAGGUUCAAGAUGUUCCCAUUCCAGAGGUGUCAGCUGUCAAAAAACCGCAAAAUGUUGGUCUCCAAAUAAUGAUAAACGCUGAGAAAGAUCUUGAAGACGACAUAUUUGCCGAUAUUUUUUCUGACGCAAGUACUGUUGAAAAAUUAGUUAAAAGUCCCGAAAAAAAGAAGGAAUCGGAAGAAGUGGUGAAAAAAAAUUUUCAAGAUGCUCGUAUAAAGCAAAUGGAAGCACUUAAAGAAGUGAAAUCUCAAUUAAAAGCAAUAAAACAAAAGUUUGAAACAGAGAAAAUCGAUAAUGAAAGUUCGAUGCCAACUACCCCAGUGAAAGUACAAUCAGAAGACACUUAUAAGUCUUUUCCGCAAACUUCUGAUAAGGUCAUUGAUUCAUUGACCAUUGGAAAUCUUGUAGAAAAAAUUAUUGAUUCUGCAGCAUUAGAAGAAAUUGAAACUUACCAAGAUGAUAUCAAAGAAAUACAAAAUGAAGAAAAAGAUGAAAAUGUAGUCUCUGAUAUUGAUUUUGGAGAUUCAGAUUUUCUUGCUAAAACAAAAACUGUAGAAAACUCUACAACUAAUGACAUUCCAAAGGAAACCGAAAAAGUAGUGGAAACCGUAAAAAAGCCAGCUAUUAUCCUUCCCACAGAUGAAAAGGAACUGGAAUCUAUGAAGCAACAACUAGAAAAUGAGCAACAGCAAAUCGCUGGAAGCUUAGGAAAACUCGAGAGACAAGCCAUCGACAUUACGGAUCAAAUGAGGAUAGAAGCACAAGAACUUUUACAGUUAUUUGGUGUUCCUUACAUUGUGGCUCCUAUGGAGGCUGAAGCUCAGUGUGCGUAUUUGGAACAAGUUAAACUUACUAAUGGCACCGUAACCGAUGAUUCGGAUAUCUGGCUUUUUGGUGGUCACUGUGUGUACAAAAAUUUUUUCGACAACAAUAAAAAAGUCUUGCAGUAUUUAUCAAACGACAUAGAGCAUCAUUUCAAGCUUUCCAGAAAGGAAAUGAUCCUAUUAGCUUUAUUGGUUGGCAGUGAUUACACGAAUGGACUCGCGGCCGUUGGUCCUGUCACUGCGUUAGAAAUUCUAGCGUCUUUUCCUUGCGAAGGAGAAGAUUUCUUGCGUGGUCUGCGAUCAUUUGCAGCCUGGUUCAGGGCAGGAAAAUUGGCUGCACCCGGGAAAACUACUCUACGCAAUAAACUUAAAAAUGUACAAAUCGAAAAAGGAUUUCCUAGUCAAGCUGUGGUUCAGGCGUACUUGGCUCCAACGAUUGAUGAAUCAACCGAACCGUUCUCAUGGAGUAAACCAAAUUUAGUUUUAUUAGCCGACUAUGUAAAGCGAAAAUUUGGCUGGACGAAACUAAAAUUCGAUGAGAUCAUGAAUCCUGUCAUGAAGAGGUACAAUGAGACUCAGAGUCAAAGGGUGAUAGACUCGUACUUCAAAUACCAGCUCGUACCAAAAUCUAUCGAAACGGCUAUGAGUAAAAGAGUUCAAACAGCUAUCCAAAAACUUAGUAGUAAAGGAGAAGCUGACGAAGAAUUGGAAGGUGAUGCACCAAAAGCAUCAACUUCAAAAGAUAAAGUCAAAAAGCCAAGAAAAGUAGCGGUCAAACGAGGAAAGAAAUCUAAAGACAUAGAAAGCGAGUUACCAGCUAUUGCGGAAUCAGUUGAGAAUGAAGAGGAGAGUAAACUUAAAAUCGAACAAAAUGAAAUUAAGGGUGAAUCCGAGACUGAAGCUGUACAAGUCAAGAGUGAACCCAUAAAGAUGAUUGCAAUCGACGAGGUUAUUCCACAGAAGGAAAAGGAUAAAGUAAAUGCUUUAAAGUCGAAAUUAAAGGCGAUCGAGAUAUUUCGUAAAUCCAAAACGGGGCUGGACCGCACAGCUAAGAAAAAGAAGGUUGUUAAAAAAAUUAAUAAAGAUGCCAACUUAUCUGAAAGCAGUAGUGAUUAGAUGUGUAAUGGUACAAAUGUUUGUGUUCACAGCUAAGUUGUAAAGUAUUUAAUGUAAGAUUUUUUACAAGUUUUCGUAAC
Messenger RNA from Copidosoma floridanum, 3620 nucleotides. It is a transcript of the gene mus201, whose product is annotated as rad2 superfamily protein mus201. The record is from RefSeq and is a predicted model, not a curated record. Lineage: Eukaryota; Metazoa; Arthropoda; Insecta; Hymenoptera; Encyrtidae. Gene Ontology annotation, biological process: nucleotide-excision repair. Gene Ontology annotation, molecular function: single-stranded DNA binding; DNA endonuclease activity. Gene Ontology annotation, cellular component: nucleus.